Messenger RNA from Coccomyxa subellipsoidea C-169, 1287 nucleotides. RefSeq lists its product as hypothetical. Lineage: Eukaryota; Viridiplantae; Chlorophyta; Trebouxiophyceae; Coccomyxaceae. Gene Ontology annotation, molecular function: sterol binding. The coding region runs from base 1 to 1287 and encodes 428 amino acids. Gene Ontology annotation, cellular component: intracellular membrane-bounded organelle; membrane; cytosol. The record is from RefSeq and is a predicted model, not a curated record. The transcript is spliced from 10 exons.
AUGGCUGGAUCGUCUGUUUGCACCGACGGCAAUUGGUGGGAGGCAGAGCUUCCAGCGCCGGAGCGUCGCACUGCUCUGCCCCACGCCAAGCUAAAGCUACCCUCAGCUCAGGAGACCUGGAAGAUCGUCAAGCAUAUGGUGAGCAGCAACAGCAUGGACGUCCCCAUCCCGGCGCACAUGUGUUUGCCAAUUGACGAGCUGCAGCGGCGCGCAGAAGAGAUGGAGUACAGCGAGCUCCUGGACCAGGCAGCAGAGAAGCCCAAGGGCAGCAUAGAGCGGCUGCUGCUCGUGGCGGCGUUUGCCGUAUCGGCUUUUCAGGCGGUGCGGCCGAUGCGUGCCAGCUUGCCUAUCAUGGGAGAGACCGUGGAGGUUCUCCUGCCGGAGAAGAGGAUGCGCUUCAUGGUAGAAACAGCGUACCUGAACCAGAAGGAGAACAGGGUGAUUAACGCGUGGGUGGCCGAGGGAGAAAAGUGGAUGCUGGAGGGUGAGGAUGAGCCUGCGCUCAGGUUCUGGGGAGCUUCCUUGGAGCUGCACCUGAACUGGCUCGACCGUCUCAUGUUCUCCGACGGCGAUGCCUACUCCUGGAAGAAGAUGACAACAGGGAACGCCGUCAUACAUGUGGUGGGUAAAAGCACGGUGAGCUUCAAGGGGGAUGUGGUAAUAGAGCAAGGGGACACCGGCCGCAGCGCACACAUGGCCUUCAAAGACGGCAGCAUGCUUAAAAGCAUGGCAACCAGGAAGGCAUCAAAGCACGAGGCACGCCUGCAGAAUCUGUGCGAUAUCGUGGGGCACAUAGAGGAGGGGGGUGUGCGGCUGCAGAGGCCGGUCAUCCGCGGCCACUGGGAUGCUGAGCUGGUCGCUGACCUGGCGGAUGGAUCACAGACCACCCUCUUCAAGAUCAACCAACCCUGCGCAAACAGGUAUGACAUGCCGUUGUUCUCCCUGCAACUGAAUGAGAUGACUCCGGGGCUGGAGGCAAAGCUGCCGCCCACGGACGUGCGCCGGCGCUGGGACCUGCGCGCAUUGGAGCAGGGUGACUACGCCAAGGCGGCUGCAGGGAAGGACAUUCUUGAGGCGCGCUGGCGUGCGCGAGAGAGGGAACAUUGUCAGAAGACCGGGGACACAUCCCUGCCGCCGCGCUGGUUUGAGCUGAGGGAAGCUGACGGGCUCAGCAGGCAGCAGGGCAGCUCUCCACGCUUCAGGUACAAGGGAGGUUAUUGGGAGGCUAGGGCGGCUGGUGGCUGGCAAGGCAUCGAUGAAAUUUUUGCUCCAGAGGAUACGGCCUAG